Messenger RNA from Phragmites australis (common reed), 992 nucleotides. RefSeq names its product cell number regulator 2-like. The transcript is spliced from 3 exons. Lineage: Eukaryota; Viridiplantae; Streptophyta; Magnoliopsida; Poales; Poaceae. The record is from RefSeq and is a predicted model, not a curated record. The coding region runs from base 105 to 656 and encodes 183 amino acids.
GAUCCAGACCGCAACGCGCAACACCGCUCAUCAGUCUCGCUUCUUGUCCGCUGAGACUAGAGGCUUGUGUCCCGGCCCCGGGCGGUGAGGCGCUGCCAACUGCCAUGUACCCGAAGGCGGAGGAGGGUACCGCGCGGGCUCAGCCGCCGGCCACGGGCAUCCCGAUGAGCGACGGGGGCGCGUACUACCCGGCGGUCGGCGCCACCGCGGCCUUCGCGGUGCAGGCGCAGGCGCCCAUCGCCCCGUGGUCCACCGGCCUCUGCGACUGCUUCGACGACUGCGGCAACUGCUGCGUGACGUGCCUGUGCCCGUGCAUCACGUUCGGGCAGAUCGCGGAGAUCAUCGACCGGGGGUCCUCGUCGUGCGGGUCGAGCGGGGCGCUGUACACGCUCAUCCUGCUGCUCACGGGGUGCCAGUGCGUCUACUCCUGCUUCUACCGCUCCAAGAUGCGCGCGCAGUACGGCCUGCAGGAGAGCCCCUGCGCCGACUGCUGCGUCCACUGCUUCUGCGAGCACUGCGCGCUCUGCCAGGAGUACCGCGAGCUCAAGAAGAGAGGCUUCGACAUGAACCUAGGAUGGCAUGCGAACAUGGAGAGGCAGAAGGGGCGUACUGCCGCCACCAUGCCACCGCAGAUGCACCCGGCGAUGACCCGUUGAUGCUGCACCUCGUCGUCGCUGCUAAAUCAAAGUGUCAUGUGUCCCUCCAUGCGAAUCAGAUUUGCGCUUGGGAAUUUGCAAGUGGGUCUGCCUAUAUGGACAACUAUUAGACCCACUCUAGUUCAUUUGGUUUUCAUUCUCAUAACUAGCAACUAGGUGAAAACGCAUUUCUAAUUGUGUGAAGUGGGUUUCAUGUCAGCCCAACUUUGUAUCCCUGUUUGCGCUACUCUUGCGUGCAUGCAUUUCCCACUAUGUCCUAUGUAUAUUUCACAGUAUGAGUUUGUAUGGAAAUACUAUUAUGUGAGAGUAAACUCUGUUUACUAGCUCCAACCUUUA